UGGCCUUAGCACAUGGGUUUCCUUCCACAAAAUGCAGACCCAUUUGAAUUAAAUUUGUAAUUAGCCUUUGGGGAGGGCAGGCCCCUGGAUUUGGUUUGCUUGCUUGCUUGCUUUCAGAGAUACCAACAAGAUGGGGGUCAUGGCUGUCCUUGUGCUGCCCCUGCUGCUCCUGGGAAUCAGCGGCCUCCUCUUCAUUUACCAGGAGGUGUCCAGGCUGUGGUCAAAGUCUGUCGUGCAGAACAAAGUGGUGGUGAUCACCGAUGCCCUCUCGGGACUGGGCAAGGAAUGUGCCCGAGUAUUCCACAUGGGUGGGGCGAGACUGGUGCUGUGUGGGAAGAACUGGGAGAGGCUGGAGAACCUGUACGAUGCCUUGAUCAGCGUGGCGGACCCCAGCAAGACAUUCACGCCUAAGCUGGUCCUACUGGACUUCUCAGACAUCAGCUGUGUCCAGGAUGUGGCCAAGGAAGUCCUGGAUUGCUACGGCUGCGUGGAUAUCCUUAUCAACAAUGCCAGCAUGAAGGUGAAGGGGCCUGCCCACAAGAUUUCUCUGGAACUCGACAAAAAGAUCAUGGAUGCCAAUUACUUUGGACCCAUCACAUUGACCAAAGUCCUGCUUCCCAACAUGAUCUCCCGGAGAACAGGCCAAAUCGUGUUAGUGAACAACAUCCAGGGCAAGUUUGGAAUCCCGUUCCGGACAGCCUAUGCGGCCUCCAAGCACGCAGCCCUGGGCUUCUUCGACUGCCUCCGAGCCGAAGUGGAGGAAUUCGACGUGGCGGUCAGCACCGUGAGCCCCACUUUCAUCCGCUCCUAUCACGUCCACCCGGGGCACGGAAACUGGGAGGCCUCCAUCUGGAAAUUCUUUUCCAGGAAGCUGACCUACGGCGUGCACCCCGUGGACGUGGCGGAGGAGGUGAUGCGCACGGUGAGGCGGAAGAAGCAGGAGGUGCUCAUGGCCAACCCCAUCCCCAGGGCCGCCAUCUACGUGCGCACCUUCUUCCCGGAGUUCUUCUUCGCCGUGGUGGCCUGUGGGGUCAAGGAGCAGCUCAAUGUCCCGGAAGAGGGCUGACGGCGGGGGCCCUGCCCUGCCCCGCCGCGCUGGCUCUGAUGGCAAUAAAA
Lepus europaeus (European hare) is the source of this 1116-nucleotide messenger RNA. It is a transcript of the gene DHRS7C, whose product is annotated as dehydrogenase/reductase 7C. The coding region runs from base 131 to 1066 and encodes 311 amino acids. Gene Ontology annotation, cellular component: sarcoplasmic reticulum membrane. Gene Ontology annotation, biological process: regulation of release of sequestered calcium ion into cytosol by sarcoplasmic reticulum. The transcript has 7 exons. The record is from RefSeq and is a predicted model, not a curated record. Lineage: Eukaryota; Metazoa; Chordata; Mammalia; Lagomorpha; Leporidae. Gene Ontology annotation, molecular function: all-trans-retinol dehydrogenase (NAD+) activity.